UUCCGUUUUUGUUUUCCACGCCUUUAUAAUUUAUCUACGAAGAGAUUAUAUGAAGGCUUUUAAUUAAAUUUAUCACCCAUUUGUGUCAACUCUUUCGGUCUGUUGCACGCGCAGCAUCGACGGCGCCAGCAGUUUACCAAGUCAGCAUAGCGAUGACGUCACAUAUUUGUUAAGGAGCCAAUCAUGUAAUUAAUCUGGCUAUCUAAUUACAGCACUAAAUUAUGACCACAGCGAGAGCGAAUAUUGCUCUCGCCAGACUGGUGCCCUAGUCAUUCCUAUCUUGAGUUACUCGUUUGAGCACAACGGCGCGAGCGUACUAUGGACUGCUUUUACCAAGCAAAUCAGAGAGUUCGACCACCUCCUUACUUCAACACUUCACCGGUUAUGUAUGGAUAUGGUGUUCCUUCUUACUAUUCCCCGCCGUUUUUCCCGCUAAAUCGUAACUCUCAGGUCCACAGGCCGCCGGUAAUAUCUACAAGCCCUCCUCUAAGCAUUCCAAACCCAAUGACAAACUCAGAAAGCAGUACCAGUCCUGUUUCGGUCGGCUCUCAAACUCCUCCAGAAUCACCCAGCGAAACUUCUACAGACACGCACGAAUCCACUGAACAUAACGAUGAUGUUUGCCAAUCAGCCAAAGAUGCCAGCGAAUCAGAAGACAAAACAGGUGAGCAAACGGAAGAUUUAGUUGUUAAAAAGACGAUGAGUCAAGUUCAGCCGUCAUCUAAGUAGAUAAGUUUCAGGAAACGUUUAAUUGUAUACUUGAAGUUUGAACGAAUUUGAUAGUGCAAUCGCUUCAAUUACUUACGGGUCAACUUGAAUGGAAAAUAGAAUAAAUCAAAGGUGAAAUAAUAUUAAAACCCUUGGCAUCAGUCUUGCAUGCAAAUCAAAAGGUAACUCUGAUAUUUAAAUUCAUUAUAUUUAAGUUCAGUAUUACAAUCUAUUUGAAUUAAACAAUUUUUCUUCAUAUGCGAGAACAUGUUUUCAUGGAAUUCAACUUUGUUCAAAUAUUUAGACGGUGAAGACGAGAGAGAUGUACCCUGGCAUUAUAAACAACCUUUCAAGCAUCGCCGACGAGUGGCCUACAAGAGAAACCAAAUUCUGGAAUUAGAAAAAGAAUUUCACUUCACGAGGUAUCUUACGAAAGAGAGACGUUCAGAAAUGGCCGCGAUGUUGCAGCUCUCUGAACGACAAAUCAAAAUUUGGUUCCAAAAUCGGCGUAUGAAAUGGAAAAAGGACAACAAACCCGUGAUUCCUACAAGUAGAGGAAUGCGGCGAGGAUGUACAAGAUAGGCGAGAUACACCCGUUCAGAGAUAAUCAAUUAUAAUUUGUUGUAAUCCUCUUUUUAGCAGACUUGAAGGUGUAUAAAAAUUUUCUCUUCCUUUGCGUCGGACGAAUGGAGCGUUAGACAGCCAUCGAAGUGUUACAAAUUACGGCGAAAGGUUUAUUCCGCUACAUUUGCAAUUUUAACUCUUUCUUUGUCUGCGCAUAACAUAACCUCGACUUUCGUCACAAGUUCUUUACGAUCAAACAAGCACUGAAAGAUUGCGAAGUUGUAAAUAAUUGUAAAACAUGAAAACUCGUUCAGGAAUUGAGUCAGACAGCAACGGGUUACAAAUGAGGUGUUAAGCCGAUUCGUCUAAACAGAGACACGAAGGCACUUCCACUGCGUCACUUUGAACGUUUUGUUUCUCGCCAACGAACUUCUCCACUUUACGAAUUUUCAAAGAAUAUUCAGCCUAGUUUACGCUUCUUACUUACUUGUUUUUAUCUUUACUCAAUAUCAAUCUCGUUCGUCGUUUUAUCGAAUGCCGCUGUGCGAGGCGGCAUUUUAAUCAAAGAAAUUUGUGUUAAAUUUCCUAUGCACUUCUCUCUAGUAGGAUUAAAAUCCCCGGUGGUUAAAAACGCUGUUCAAACGCAAAACUCCAUUUAUCGAGAUUUCUUUCACUUGUAAGUAUAUAUUUAAAAGGUUUUGUGAAAAAGCGUUUUCAUUGUCACAAUAAAUUUAUAGUUACC
Messenger RNA from Pocillopora meandrina, 2014 nucleotides. The record is from the annotation of a GenBank genome assembly. NCBI's taxonomy places the organism in Eukaryota, Metazoa, Cnidaria, Anthozoa, Scleractinia, Pocilloporidae.